Neocloeon triangulifer is the source of this 3684-nucleotide messenger RNA. RefSeq names its product protein smoothened (gene smo). The transcript is spliced from 16 exons. Gene Ontology annotation, molecular function: transmembrane signaling receptor activity; patched binding. Gene Ontology annotation, cellular component: plasma membrane; dendrite; cilium. Bases 259 to 3348 code for a protein of 1029 amino acids. Gene Ontology annotation, biological process: commissural neuron axon guidance; smoothened signaling pathway; central nervous system development. The record is from RefSeq and is a predicted model, not a curated record. NCBI's taxonomy places the organism in Eukaryota, Metazoa, Arthropoda, Insecta, Ephemeroptera, Baetidae.
CUUGCUUGUGUUUUGGUUCGUUUCGCUGGAGGAAAGAAGCCUGGAAGAUGCGAUUUCGGAGGGUUUUUUGACACUCGAAAUCCGGUGAAAAUCCCGAGGCGUGGGUGAAACUACGGGUGGUCCCAGCAACGCCGAUAAUUAAUAUCGCUUUGGAGAGGCUGAACCCGAGCAUGAAUAUUUAUGAAAUGUCCAAUUUCAAAGUCAAUUAUUCACAUGGGCUAAAAUCUGCAUAAAAUUUGGAAUUGAAAGUCAAGGAGGAUGAGGCAAACAGUGAUUUGGUGUUUGGUGUUCUGCGUCCUGCUGGACAGAGCCAUGGCCAUCCUGAACGGCACCUACGCCAACUCGGAACCUGAAGACUCUGGCAGGAAGAGGAGCAAAAUUCGGUCCAAUUUUUGCUACAUGAAAACCACCACCAUCUGCGAGAACAUCAACAGCACUUCAGUGGGAACUGCUGGCCUGCCUCCGACUCUGUGGUGUCUCGGCACAAAGCUGCCCUACACCACAGUCAGCCUUGACCUUCUCCCGAGUGUUACCAGUUUGACAGAAAUGCUGGAAAUCGUCGAGUCCUGGGAAGUGUUGAGCCGAAUUCCAAAGUGCUGGGCCGUGGUCCAGCCUCUGAUCUGUGCCUACCACCUGCCGCAGUGCAUCAACGACAAUCUCAUUCUGCCUCCGGAAGAAAUGUGCCUCAUAGCUCAAGGACCGUGCAAACUGCUCAAAGCAAGUCCCAAAGGCUACCCCGAGUUCCUCAACUGCAGCAACCGAAAUAUUUUCCAAAAAGAUUGCAAGGACAAUUUUCGAGAACUGAAAUUCAACACGACCUCAACCUGUCCCUUUCCAUUGGUUCCUGUGCCUCCGCCUUCAGGAAUCACAAUGUACACUGAUCCUCAGAGACACUACCCCAGCAUCGAAGGCUGUAGUCUGCCCUGCGAAACUCCCUUGUUCUCUCCCGAUGAAUUGGAAAGACUCCAAAGGCUGAUUGCUUGGGGUGCAUCUUUUGCUGUCCUCCUGAAUCUCUUUGUAGUUCUGACGUUUAUUGUGGAUUGGGGAUCAUCAGCACGGUACCCAGCUCUAAUUGUUUUUUACCUCAACUUGUGCUGUAUGAUUUCGAACUUUGGCUGGCUCAUUCAAUUCAUCCCUGGAGCAAGGUCUGAUAUUCUCUGCAGGAAAGAUGGAACGGCCAGAGGGGCAGAGCCAAGUAUGGGAGAAAAUUUAUCCUGUGUUUUGGUCUUUGUGAUUGUUUACUACUUCUUAAUGGCUGCCCUGGUUUGGUUUGUCGUAUUUGCUUACUCCUGGCACACGAGCUUCAAAAAUGCUGGUUUGAAAAAAGUGAGCACCGACAAUCGGAGUGCCUAUUACCAUUUGGCCGCUUGGUCGUGGCCGAUGGUCUUGACCAUCAUCACCUUGGCCAUUGGUGAGGUCUAUCCGGACAGCAGUUCUGGAAUUUGUUUUGUCGGCACGGCUGGAGGCAGCAUUUGGGGUGCUGGAAGUUUCAGCAUCUUUGCUAGAGGAAUGCUUCUCGUAGGCCCCGUUUUGCUUGCCUCAAUUUUAGGAGGAUUUUUCUUGGUCAGAGGAAUGGUCAUGCUCGUACAGAUCCAGAUUAAAUCCAAGGACCAAGUUUCUCACAGAGCAAUUCAACAAAUUCAAACCAUGGUUGUACGUCUUGCCAUCUUCUCCAUUGGCAUCUUUUCCCUUCUAUUUCUGACCCUCUCAAGUCAUGUCUACGAAUUUAGACAUGCACAGAGCUGGCAAUCAGCACUUGAAGAAUCAAUAAUGUGCCGCACUCUUGAAAAGGAUUCGCCCUGCCCUUUGAGCUCAAAACCGAGCUUGUCCAUUGUGCAGCUGCACAUUUUGGCACCAUUUUUUCUCUCAAUCUUGGUGGCAUCUUGGCUUUUCAAUUCUCAGAGCAAAGAGACGUGGAAGCGUGUUUUGCAGAAGAAGAUCCCUUGUUGCAUUGCGCCUUACUAUGUAGACCCAGUGGCUUUGAAUGCAAUGGAAAGACACAGAAUUGGAGACACCCAGGAACGCCCAACCAGAGAUAUCAACUUACAAAAGCACAAAGUAAUUGCCAGGGCGUUUGCUAAGAGAGGAAUUUUCAAAAACGAAGGACGGCUUUCCUUCAGUUUUCGUAGCUCACAUGGUGACCCUGUUGGAAUGAAUUUUGAUAUGAAUUCUCAGCCUUCGUCCAAAGGAUUUAGUUCCUCGUGGGCUAACAAGUUGCCGCGCUUGAUGAAAAGACGAGGAGCUUUUCCUAAGUUUGAUUCUGCUUCGACUGUGGGUAGAAACUCUGUGGAGUCUGACGUUGGAAUGAGCUUUAGACAGGUUUCGGUGGAGUCAAGACGGAAUUCUAUGGACUCUCAAGUGUCCAUCACAAUUUCUGAAGUUGUUGCGAGACACCAAACACGAGGAAGUAGGUCAAGACAAAAGCAUGGAGGUCAUAGUUCAAAACAUCAUCCUAGGACGCGCCACAGACAUCGAGACAAGAGAAGCAAAUGGGGCUCCCGAUCCAGCCAAAUGGAUCAAGUUUCUCAAGUGGAGUUUCACACUUCACAAAUUGAGUCCUCCAGGCGCUGCAGCAUUAGCUCAGUUGACAGCCAAAAUCCUAAUGGACUUAACAAAUUCUUACAAGCAAUUCAGCUGCCUGGGCCGUCAGGCCUUGACAACUUUAAUCUUCGACCAUCAUCUCGACAGCUGAUGCAACGAAGGGCAGCUUUGACUGAAGCCCCCAGUUCAUCUCUAAUGGCCAGACUUCAGUUGCAUGAAGACAGUGACAUUUCCGACGAAGAAAGUAACAGCCGAAAUGGAGAGCAUAUUGAGAUGUCCACCAUAUCAGCACAGCCAGAACAUGGACCAAAAAUUGUAGAAAUUGUAGAUGACAUUCCUCAUAAUGCAAAGAUAAGCAGUGAAGACUCGUCAGAUGAGUCUUCCUCGUCCAGUUCUUCUGGCAGUGAGCCACAAAUACUAAAUGGGCAUUACCAUCCGAAGAGAAGCACCGAUUCAAAGAAAAUGAAUGGAUCAACGAUGAGCAAAAGAAAUAUCAAAUUAAAAUCUCGUGCCUCCCGAAACUCAAACAAGCGUGACUUGGACUCAUCUUCAAGCUCGGCCGAAGAAGAAACUCCAUUCCUGACAACUGUGGCUCAAGUCACGGCCAGCAGAGAUUCGGCAGAAUCUCAAUCUGAUGCCAAUGUAGUGACCAGAGACAUAGGCGUCCAGGUCAGUUUCGAGCCCGAGACAAAGAAGAAAUCGCCACGCAGGAGAAACAAAGAUCUGGCAAAAAGUUUUCACGCUCAGACCCAAACUUCAGAUGUGCCCUCGAAGAGCAGCAGGAGCAAAAGUGCUGGGGUUUAUUGAAUCCCUGAAACUUGAUUAUUUAAUGUAAUAUGUUAUUAUAUAACUGUGCAAUACUUUAAGUGCUAUUUUUCUGGAUCUCUUAUUUUUAAGUUUGUACAGAUACUGAAACCAUGACCCAAAUACCUGGUGCAAUACUCAUUUUGUGCAGUAUAUUUCUCAUUUUUGUGUGGAAAUAUUAAACAUUGACAUUUAAACUGACUGUCCACAAGGAAAUGCAAUUGAUUAUUGUAUUGUACUCAACUUUUAAUUUGAAUAUUUUAAGUGAUUUUAAGAAAGAUAAUUUAAUUUUUAUAUAAUUACACUGUAUGCCCUUACAAAUUAUUCUUAAGAUAAUAA